AAAUUUUCCAUCUUUAUAUUAUGAUGAAGCUGAAAGUGAUGAUAUGGCGGGAAACCAAGCCUAAUUAUUAGCCACAACAUAGAGACCUUAAUUCUAACCCUAAUUCCGGUUCCAAUUAGAAAUCGAAAAAGUGAAGUUGACCAUGGCAGAGGCGGAGGAGCUUCCCAAAAGUAUCGUACGCCGCGUGGUGAAGGAAAAGCUAUCCACUUGCUCCGACGACGGAGACAUUUCCGUUCACAAAGACGCUCUUCUGGCAUUCUCCGAAAGUGCCAAAAUUUUCAUCCACUACCUUUCCGCUACGGCUAAUGAUAUAUGUAAGGAGUCAAAGAGGCAAAUUAUCAAUGCUGAAGAUGUUUUCAAAGCUCUUGAAGAAACUGAGUUUACUGAAUUUAUUAGCCCUCUGAAAGAUUCUCUUGAAGAGUUUAGGAAGAAGAAUGCUGGGAAGAAAGUGACGGUGUCAAAGGGAAAGGGGGAUGAGAAGGGAAAGAAAAGAAAGUUGGAAGGUGAGCUGUCUGAUAAAGGUGAGCCAUUUGAAAAAGGGGAUCUGGGUGAGCCAUCUGAUAAAGGCGAUCAGGGUGAACCAUCUGAUAAAGGCGAUCAGGGUGAACCAUCUGAUAAAGGUGAUGAUGACCAAUGAAAUGAAAGGAAUGACCGGCAAUGACAUUAGUCACCAGUCACAACUGAGUCAAGAUGUAAAACUUAUUUAUGAUUCAUUGUGGCUUGGAUGCUGUGUACUUAUCAACUAUGUACUAAUGUCACAAAUAUAGCUUUCAGCCAUGUUUUGUUUGUAAAAUGCUAGCCUCCACUAAUCCUGAAGGAAGGAGCUUUUAGGAAAGAAUAUUACAUCUUAAAUCUUAAAUCUUGAUGGUUUCAUUCUUUCA
This is a messenger RNA of Lathyrus oleraceus (garden pea), 881 nucleotides long. RefSeq names its product DNA polymerase II subunit B4. Bases 143 to 637 code for a protein of 164 amino acids. Gene Ontology annotation, biological process: DNA damage response; leading strand elongation; heterochromatin formation. Gene Ontology annotation, molecular function: chromatin DNA binding; protein heterodimerization activity. Gene Ontology annotation, cellular component: epsilon DNA polymerase complex; CHRAC. Lineage: Eukaryota; Viridiplantae; Streptophyta; Magnoliopsida; Fabales; Fabaceae. The record is from RefSeq and is a predicted model, not a curated record. The transcript is spliced from 3 exons.